AUGACAUCGUCCAUCUCGGCUGCGGUCGUUGAUUGUCUCAAAUCUUUUGACAGACUGAUGAUGCGCGCCGAGUUGGCUGCACACGCGAAUGAUGGUCAUAGAGAUUCAUGGGCUUAUCAACACGGAAGGCUGCAAAUCUGGGCCGGAAAUAUCGGCGCUCAUCAAACAGGAAAUUUGGCUCUAGACUAUCCGCCGAGAGAUGCGUCCCAUGGCAGGACUCAAACGAUCAAGCUCCUCGAACGGCUUCGUCGAACGCUCGAAGAUGCUGAUGAUUUCCUGACCGAAGGCGAGGAAAAAUAUGAAAAUAUAUUGGCUGAUGAUGGACAGGAGACAGAGCUACAGCAGAUAUAUUGUGGUCUUGUCAACACCAUUGAUUACCUCUUCCAAUUGAGUAUGAUCAUCUGCAGGCCUGCCGCUCACGAUAGGCUCCUAGGGACCAAGUGGCUAGAUGCGGUCGUCUUUGAAAGUUUUGAUCGCGACCAUGCAGCCAAUAAGUAUCUGAACGCCAGCAAAAUCGUUAUUGAUGGGUUAGGAACUGCUAUAUCACAACGGAGAGGUGUACUCAAGUAUCGAGAAAGACAUCGCAGCAAACUCGGAAAAGGUAUCGAGCAUGUAGUUAAUACUUGGGGCGAUGGAGAAGAAAAUAGUGAUGCUGUGUCUGUUGACCUCUCAGAAACUAUCGCGACCAAUUUCAAAGAGCCUCAUAUCGACUUUGAGGAGACAGCGUCAAACUCAGGGGCUUCUCAGACCUCCUAUACUCCAAGUCUUCUGGACAGCAGUGACAAGAUUACUGUUCCCUACCCACCAAAAGAAUCCUCCAGCGGGAAGCCUUUCGAGUGCCCAUACUGUUUCUCCUUUACCACAGUCUCGAAUAGGCGAUCGUGGAUCCGACAUGUUUUUAGGGAUUUGAUGCUCUAUGUUUGUGUCUUUCAUGGUUGUUCGGCCCGGGAGAGACUUUACGAGAGUCGACGCGAAUGGUUUCAACACUUACGGAUAAGGCGCAUCCCAUCGAUUGACCCAGAUAAACUCAAGACUGGAUCCCUUGUUGCGACCGAAGAGUUGGAUCAAGCAGACAGCAAUUCUUCCGAUGAAGAGAUAUCCGGUCCGAAUCUGAGGCCUGGACUCAACUUUCUCGACUCAUUCGCACAUGGUGCCCGUAUUGACACUAGUGGCUCUGGUCUCACGGGGGAAGCCAUAAAGGAGCACUCUGCAGAGUUAAAAAGACAAGAGUCAGGGGCUGGGUACCGGCAGAGUCAAAAGUGGGACAACGGCAGUGACUCCGAUGAUAACGAUGACGAGCUUUAG
Messenger RNA from Cladophialophora bantiana CBS 173.52, 1305 nucleotides. RefSeq lists its product as uncharacterized. The transcript has 2 exons. The coding region runs from base 1 to 1305 and encodes 434 amino acids. Lineage: Eukaryota; Fungi; Ascomycota; Eurotiomycetes; Chaetothyriales; Herpotrichiellaceae. The record is from RefSeq and is a predicted model, not a curated record.